This is a messenger RNA of Seminavis robusta, 1467 nucleotides long. Lineage: Eukaryota; Bacillariophyta; Bacillariophyceae; Naviculales; Naviculaceae. The record is from the annotation of a GenBank genome assembly.
AUGCUUCUCUGGAAGAAGAUCUAUUGCAUCUGUAUUCUCUUGUCUAGUAGUGUUCCUUUGCAUUAUGCUCUGACCCCAACUUCCAUCAGCCGCCGCGAGGCUCUCACGUCAUCGGCCGUUUCCUUGGCCGGUCUGGUGGUCUCUGCUCCUCCUGGAGUGGCCGACGAGACGGUCGACUUGGAUGCCAUCAAGGCGGCCAGAGCCAACGGUCCCACCAACUUGUUGGAUGUUGUGAAUGCAAACAGCAAUAAUAAGAACAAGGUUGCGGUGGAAACCGUGGACAUGGACAAGGUGAAUGCGGCUCGCCAAAGUAAAAACGUCGUUGUCAACUCGAUUGUCCCUAUCAAGGAUCCACCUCCCAUUCUAGCAAUAGGCAGUACUAGUGUCAAGAUUCCCCGUGUGGGAUAUUCCUUUUACAAAACGGCUCCCGAUCAGGCGGCACGAUGCACCACGUUGGCACUCUACGCGGGCAUUCGUCAUUUGGAUGUGGCCACCGAUUACGGAUCCAACGCGGAAGUUGCUCGGGCACUCCAAAAAUAUUUGGAUAUUGGACCGAGCGGAUUGUUGAAUCUGAGUGAGGAAAAACCAGAACUUUUAGAGCAAUUGGAGGCCACUCGGUUGGCAGGAGAAAAACACGCACUGCAAGUGGGUGCCAGUUCCCAAAGCUUCACUGCCACGCCCACGGGAUCCAUUGGACGCAAGUUUCGACGAGACCGACUCUUUUUGUCUCACAAAGUGUCCAACCAAGAACAAUCCACAGACCCCGUAGCCGUACGGCGAAGUGUCAAGGCGACUAUUAAAGAAUUGGGUUGUCAGUAUCUGGAUAUGGUAUCCAUUCACACGCCCUUGACGGACAAGGCUCGUCGAUUGGCAACCUACGAGGCAUUGUUGGAUUUGCGCGAUUCCGGCUUUUGUAAAGCUGUCGGUGUGUGCAAUUACGGAUUGGGGCCACUGCAAGAAAUCGAAGCGGCCAAGCUGGAAUUACCGGCGGUCAAUCAACUCGAAUUGAGUCCCUUUAACCAACACAAGGAGGUUGUGAGUUGGUGCAAUAAGAACGGCAUUGCCAUUGCCUGUGGGGCAUGGUCCAAACUGUCCAGUGCCGACGGCCCCACCGAUCAAUGGGAGGUGGUGGGAAAAAUGGCACAACAAAAGGGCAUGACCAAGGCACAAGUGUUGGUCCGAUGGUCGAUGCAAAAGGGAUACAUUUGUGUUCCUCGAUCGGCUGCCACGUCCAAAGUGGAACGAGUGGCCAUUGCGGAAAACUCCUACGGUGGAGUCAAUUUGGACGAAUCCAACAUGCUGACUGCAGAGGAAAUGCAAAUUCUGGAAGGUUUGGAUGUGUCGCUCAAGUGUGGAAAGCUGGGACGACGAGACGGAUGGACUGAUGAAGAUGUCACCAGCCCAGACUGGGAACCCACAGAUUUUGAUUCGGGGUCAGUGGGUCGCCUGCAAAGACCUCUUGUCUGA